Messenger RNA from Cynara cardunculus var. scolymus (artichoke), 1431 nucleotides. RefSeq lists its product as uncharacterized. The coding region runs from base 119 to 1291 and encodes 390 amino acids. The transcript is spliced from 9 exons. Gene Ontology annotation, cellular component: membrane. Gene Ontology annotation, biological process: CAAX-box protein processing. The record is from RefSeq and is a predicted model, not a curated record. Gene Ontology annotation, molecular function: metalloendopeptidase activity. Lineage: Eukaryota; Viridiplantae; Streptophyta; Magnoliopsida; Asterales; Asteraceae.
CGAAAUCGUUUCAUCCACUCGAUAACAAACCACACACUACAACUGAUCAUCACCAUAUUAUUAUGUUACUUCAAUCUGCGAUUGAUUUCCAGUAGUAAAAUUAACUACACGGGUUUUCAUGGGGUUUCCGGCGAUUUUCAGAGCUCCGACGACGAAUCCAACUCCGACUACUUCCGCUUACUGCUGUAGUAGAGUUGUUGUUGGUUUGCCGGAUAUAUUGAAGAAACGGCGAUACGUUAAUGGAAGAAGAGUAGUCAGUUUGAGCGUGAGAGCUACGGUGGAGAGAAAUGGUGGUGAUGGAAUCGAUGCAGGAGAGAGGAAGAGUGCCAUCAUCGGCGACGGAGGCGGAGGUUAUUCGAGUUCUGCUAUGGAGGUUACUACAUUUAAUCAAAGCUUCCCAGAUGCAGAGUUUCCAGUUUGGGAUAAAAUUGGUGCUGUUGUUAGACUCAGCUAUGGAAUUGGAAUCUAUGGUGCCAUGGCUUUGGCAGGGAACUUCAUAUGCACAACAACAGGAAUCGAUAACACGGGAGGGUACUCGCCAUCGUUAGACGCCAUUGUGCAAGGACUCGGAUAUGCUGCUCCUCCAAUUAUGGCCCUUCUCUUUAUACUAGACGAUGAAGUUGUAAAGGUGUCACCUCAUGCUCGUGCCAUACGGGAUGUAGAAGAUGAGGAGUUACGAAGCUUUUUCUAUGGAAUGUCUCCAUGGCAGUUUAUACUGAUCGUUGCCGCAAGCUCGGUUGGUGAGGAGCUCUUCUACCGGGCUGCUGUUCAGGGUGCAUUAGCGGACGUGUUUUUGAGGGGGAACGAUCUAGUAACAAAUGCAAACGGAAUGGCUGCACUGACUGGUGUGUUGCCUCCAUUCGUACCAUUCGCUCAAGCGUUUGCAGCAGUGAUCACAGCUGCCCUUACAGGCUCGCUUUAUUAUGUGGCUGCAUCUCCAAAAGAUCCUACUUACGUUGUAGCACCAGUUUUGAGUUCACGGUCAGGUCGUCAAGAGAUGAAGAAGCUUUUUGCAGCCUGGUAUGAAAGGAGACAAAUGAAGAAGAUAUAUUCUCCAUUGCUGGAAGGACUUCUAGCUCUCUACCUUGGAUUCGAAUGGAAUCAGACGAAUAAUAUUCUAGCACCCAUCAUAACGCACGGCAUUUACUCUGCUACGAUACUGGGACAUGGACUUUGGAAGAUUCAUGAUCACCGGAGAAGAUUACGCCAACGAAUCCUGCAGCUUAAUCUAGAACAACAGAACUCAAUUAAGCAGCUUAAUCCAGAACAAAAGAAGUCAAGAAAUAUCUGAAAUAGGCCUAGUAUUGGUAGUUAUAGAAACUGCAUCCUUUUGGGAUCAAGGAAACUUGUAUAUUAACAAACAGUAACUAGUUGUAUACUAUAAAUAAUAUAUACAAAAGAGACUAUUUUGCCAUACUUUUUAUACAAAAA